This is a messenger RNA of Piliocolobus tephrosceles (Ugandan red Colobus), 1586 nucleotides long. RefSeq names its product zinc finger CCCH-type containing 11D (gene ZC3H11D). The transcript has 12 exons. The coding region runs from base 165 to 1292 and encodes 375 amino acids. NCBI's taxonomy places the organism in Eukaryota, Metazoa, Chordata, Mammalia, Primates, Cercopithecidae. Gene Ontology annotation, biological process: poly(A)+ mRNA export from nucleus. The record is from RefSeq and is a predicted model, not a curated record.
UUGAGUUUGUGUGCUUACUAGCAACCACUUUCAACAUUUCUGCAAAGCUAGAGAAGGGUUCCCAGUGCCGAUUCCGACACUGUGAAGAGGCCCUUGGCAGUGACACUGUGUGCUCAUUAUGGAGAGAGAGGAAAUGUUUAGAUCCACUUUGCAGAUUUAGACACAUGGAAAUGCAGCAAAACUGCAGCAUUUCCUGCUUCUGGGAAACUCAGCCUCUUGGUUGUGUGAAGAUCAGCUGUAUCUUUUAUCACAGCAAACCUCGAAAUAUCAAUGGAUUAUUUUUGCCACCAAGUAGCAAUAUCACACUACAGAAAGAAAGUCAGGAAGGAAUUCCACUCCAAACCCAGAGUCAGGAACCUCUGAAACCUCAGGAAAAUGUAUCACGACCGAUCCACCAUCCUUUAGUUUUAAAAACUAAUUUUGAGGAAGAAGAGGAAGUGGAUGAACAAAAUGAUGCUUCUAGUUUAUGGACAAAGACCCCUGAAGAAAUUGAAGAAAAAAGAGCAAUAAAGGAGAUGUGUUAUAAAUCUGGGGAAUACUACAGAUUUCAUACUCCUCCAGAUAUUUUAUCAUCAAAAAGCAUGGCACCUACAGCAGAAAAAGAGUUAGAAAAGCCUUUGGAAAAUGGCAGUGAAUUGCAAGAAGGAGAUAGUCUUACAGUUCCGACAAAACUUAGCCAAUAUGAAAGGCAAAGUGAAAUAAAAACAUCAUUGCACGGGAAACCAAAGACUGACAUUGCUGCUUUUGAAAAUGGAGGAGGUGACUGUUAUGUUCCACAGAGGGUCAUAUUUCUUGGAGUCAAUGAAAGUGAAGCUUUAACUGAAGAGAAAGAAAUCACCAUAUCAAAAUGUUCAAAUACUAAAGUGAAUGAUGUCCAGCCAGUGAAGAAGCCUCAUUUUAAAGGUGUGAAAAAAAGAAAAUGGAUUUAUGAUGAACCAAAGAACUUUCCUGACUCUGGAAUGAGGAGAGCAGUACAGGUCCCAAGUCCCCAAAAUAAAAUGAGUUAUCAUCGUAACAAUAAAAAUCGAAAUGCUGAGAAUGCAUCCUAUAUCUACGUUCAAAGAGAUGCUGUCAGGACUGUCGCGUCGAAUGCACCUCCCCGCAGCAGGCCCAUGCAUGGGUCCUACAAUAAAGUCCAUGUUAACAAGGAACCCAAACCCAACCUCAGUCCAGACAAAUAUAUGUCAACAUUGUAUAAUGAUUCAGCCUGGCAAAAACAAAUUCCUUUUUCAAAAACAUAUUCAAAAAGUGGAAAGAUAUAUCCAGAGCCAAGAAGAAAUGGGAGCAAGUAAACCUGGAGGUCGAGAGAAGAGAAAAAUGAGAAAAAAGUGCCAGACAUCAUCUGAUUUACAAUCAAAAGUGAAAAUUCCAAGAAUGAGAUACUCAAGUACUCCAUGCUACAUAGUGGAUAGCCAAAGAUGAUAAAAAUGCAAAUUCUGAAAAUAAGAUGCAGGAAGUACAUUGUGCUCUUUCAAAACUGAUAAAAAUGCAAAUUACCAACAGCUAGUGUAUUUAUGUAGGUCUGGAAUUCAUUUCGUGCAUUACUCCAAACAUUUUAAUAAAAUUUAAAAGUUUGACAAUUAAAA